Molecule: messenger RNA, 9308 nt
Organism: Corticium candelabrum
Lineage: Eukaryota; Metazoa; Porifera; Homoscleromorpha; Homosclerophorida; Plakinidae
Product: protein furry homolog-like
Exons: 63
Coding region: 39-9158 (3039 amino acids)
Biological process (GO): neuron projection development; cell morphogenesis
Cellular component (GO): cell cortex; site of polarized growth
Source: RefSeq, a predicted model, not a curated record
UGAUUCUGUCGGCUUUCACGGAAUUAUCGACACAUGCCAUGUCUCAGGUCGCAGACGAUAUUGAAAGGCCGGUUGACGGCGUCGAGACUGCUACUCCUAGAGCAGACGUGACGGAGUCCGAGGCGUCCAUUGAAGUUGAGGAAAGAUCUGUCGCUGGACAAACUGAGCAGCAACAACGCAAGGUGUCUCUGAAUACGUUGCCAUGGGGAGCUCCUCUUCAACCUGCUCAUGAUGCUGAUGAAUAUUCUCCUGGAGAGUUUGCUCUCAGAACCCUUUUUACCGAGUUUACUAUUAUGACAUCAAAGAAACUUGACAGGGUGGCUAGUGAGUCAUUGGAAAGGUCGAUCUCCAAAUCCAUGCAGCGUGGAGAAGAUGCUCAGUUUGAUCAGCUACUUGAUUCACUUGCGGCUGUCUCUGAGCAUUGCCUUCCAUCUGUUCUACGAGUUCUCAUAGAGUGGCACAGUAAACAGACGUCGAGACAAGCUGCUGAGCGUUUGCUGUUGCAUUCUGCUCAAGUAUUAGGCCAUAGAUGGUCACAUGCUGGUGGAGGGUGGGAGUCACCACGCAUGUCAGCCAGAGAAAUUAGAGACUUGGAGAAGGAGAAGGAUUUUAUGGUGCAGAGAAGAGAGUUGGCUGUGGACUUUCUGUUUUGCUUGGCUGCAAUUAGUGUUUUAGAGAAGCUGCCACUCCAUCCAUGUCCAGAUGAUGUGCUCAACGCUGUUGAAGAUAUGGCUUUUAAACAUUUCAAACAGAAGGAGAAUUACACUUCUGGACCAAAUGCAGUCAAUGGCAGGCGGAUUGCAGAUCUCUUUGCCGAGGUUAUUGGAGUGAUGUCUCAAGCUCGUUUUCACUCUGUGAAGAAGAAGUUCUUGACUGAAAUGAGAGAGCAGCAAAGUAGCACAGUUAUACAAAAUCUAAUUAGGGGAAUGAAUUUUAUUAGGGUUAAGAUGUAUCCUGUGGAAGAAGUGGAAGAGUGGUUUAGUUUUCUAAAAGAAUGUGGAAUGAUCUUUAUUGAAACAAAGGAUCGGAGCAUCAAGCAUUCUCUUUGCACAUUAUUUGUUGAGAUUCUUGUGCCUGUUGCGGCAGUGGUGAAGAGAGAGGUGAACAUUCCAGCUGUCAAGGCAUUUGUGGAGAUGAUGUAUCAACACGCAUUUGAUGUUGCAAAGAAAGGAAGGCAUAGUUUGUCUCUGUCUCUUUAUCCACUGGUGACAGUUCUGUUGUGUAUCAGUCAAAAGCAAUUUUUUCUCGACCAUUGGCACUACUUUCUUUCUCUAUGUUUGUCACAUCUUCGCCAGAGAGAUGUUCCCAUGCAAAGAAUAGCUCUGGAAUCAAUUUACAGAAUGUUGUGGGUGUAUAUGAUUAGAAUCAAGUGUGAAUCUCAUAGCACAACUCUCACGCGACUUCAAACUGUUAUUGACUGCCUUUUUCCACGUGGGUCUAGAGGCGUUGUACCUCGUGACACACCAUUGAAUAUUUUUGUGAAAAUUAUUCACUUUAUUGCAAAAGAGAAACUUGGCUUUGCAAUGCAGGAGAUCAUUUUUGAACUUCUUGGUGUGAACAGCAAAACUAAGAUGGGAUUGAAUCCAGAGAGAAUGAAUAUUGGACUGAGAGCAUUUCUUGUCAUAGCAGACCAUCUGGAAAAGCAGAAGGGAGAUCCUCCUAUGCCUAGCACUAUUGGUGUACUACCUUCUGGUGGAACUCUAAAACGAAAAGCGCACUUUACAAAUAAGAUGUUGACAGACACAAUGGCAAGGAAAAUUGGAGUUGUGGAUUAUCAUCAACAUGUGAGGCGGGCACUGGAGAGUAUCAUACAUGCACUAGAUCUGCAAGUUGGCCGUCAGCUGCUUAUGACAAAUGUGUUGUCAUCAAACAAGGGACCUGAAGAACUCUUUGGAGGUGAUCGAAAACCAAAAAUUGAGUUAUACAGAACAUGCAUUGCUGCUAUUCCAAGGUUGAUUCCAGAUGGUCUUAGUAAAGAUGAGCUUGUAGAGCAUUUGUCAAGACUCACAGUACAUUUGGACAAUGAACUUAGAGGGUUGUCUUUUACGGCAUUGCAGACUUUAGUGAGAGACUUUUCAUCAUGGCGAGAAGAUGUUGUGAAGGGAUUUGUAGCAUUUAUUUUGAAAGACAUACCAGAUACAUGUCCCCUCGUGUUGGAUAGUGCACUGCGCAUGUUAAUUCUUUUCCUCACACAGUGGAAGACGACAGCACAGAAUGAAAAAGUUAAAGCUGAGCGUGGAGAGGGAAUUUUUCCUGACAUGGCAAGGCUUCGAAUUCCGUCUGAACAACGUCCUUAUGCUACUGUUUUGCACAGGGUUGAGGGACUGGCACUUGUCACGAUGUGCAGUUGUCGCUCUGUCACAAGGAAGCUCUCAAUUGCAGUUCUGAAAGAAGUCAGGAAUCUUUGUGCAGUUGUGGGUCACACACAGUAUGCAGAUGAAGACAUUGUAAUGGAUGUCGUUGAUAAUGCUGGCCCAUCAGCAAUUCGACACUGGUUUGCUGCUGUCCCUCCACAACAUAGGCCAUCUUUGCACCAGCUGAGCAGUGUUGAUUUGAAUUGGCUUGCUGAUCAGCCAUCAGUUAUACCAGACAGCAGCUUUGUUGAGAGUGGUCGAGCCCGUCCUAGUAGCAAUGGUUCUAUUGAUCCUUGGUCUACCUGCUUGGCUGGAAUGUUGGAAAUGAAGUAUUUACCAACGUGUUGCCCAUCAGCAUUGAGAUGCAGCUGGCCUGCCGUAUUCCAGCGAAUGGUAGCUGCAUAUUCAAUGAUUGAUCCAGGGUUUAAUGUGAGUGAUCCUUCAAGCAAGGGGUCAGUGGCUCGUGGAAAGAAAUUGUCAAACACUGAGGACAUUUGCUUGUGGCGGAAUUAUUUGGUGUUUGCUUGCUGUAUUGCACCCACACCUAAUCCGUUUGGUGGCCGAGAAUCUCCUUUGACACUAGGAGGACCAUCUGUAGACAUUGCUAUUGCCGACAGAGUUGAUAUAAAGGCAGAGAAAACAUUCACUGCUCAGGAGCUGUUUCACUGGCUUGUACCAUUGGUACGUAGUGAAGCACCUGAAAUGAGAGAAGUCAUUGUAACGGCACUUGGAAAGACCAAUCCACUUGUUUUCAAGGAAUUGAUAGAUGAAUUACAAGUCUCAAUGAAGGAUGCAUUAGAGAAACGAACUGAGUCGACCAGGAAAAGACGCAGGCGGGAUGUAUUGCGUGUAUAUGUGGCUCGAAUAUUUGAGCUAACGGCUGAUCAUGGUUGCUUUCGUGAUUGCCCUUCUGGUGUUGUAGAUGACAACAAAGCUCUUCUUCCCAUUUUUCUAGAUUAUAUUGAGGGAACAAAGGGAUUUCUUGUGGCUGAGAGUGAUAAGGAUUUGCCAGUACUGCAUCAAUUACGAUUGCAUUUUAGUGGGUUUAUAGCUCAAAUGGUUGGUAGCAUGCCACAGGGUAGAGCUCGUUCAAACUUGCUGACAGCAAUGAUGAGACAAGAAUUGUUCUUUCUAUUUUCUGGCUGGUGUGGAGUCUUUGCAUUGUCUCUCAGUGGGUUAGAAAAACGGGCAACACGAGUGAUCAAGUGUGAUGAGCUGCAGUUUACCUCUUUGAAGGCAAUGUCUGCUGUGCUUUGUACUGGUUCUGUUUUCGAGAAGUCUGCUUUGGAGCAACAAGGUUAUCUUUACGGAUGGCUGGACAGCUUGAUGGAUUGCCCAGAUGAAAAGGUCCACAAACUGGGAAGAAAAAGCGUAGAGCUACUUCUAAUGAACAAUGAAGACAUUCCUUAUCUUUUGGCAUGGGUCAUAGAUCGUUGUUACACUGGUUCAAGGCUUGUUCAAGACUGUGCUUUUGUUGCGCUUGCUAAAGUCUUUUCUAAAAGGGAGUACGCAUGUGACAAGGUGGCUGUACUGCAUGUCGUUUUGUACAAAACAUCUGAUUCAAACUCUCAAACUCGUGAUCUAGCAACUCAACUUCUUCAAACACUUGACAGACGAUUUUUCCGCUCACCAUCAGGAACAUCGUUGUCAGGCUGUUUGACAUCCACUUACUCACAGAGCCAAAUAGUGCUGUCUAAAGAACUAGCCAGAGCUCAUCCCGAACUGACUCUGGGUAUCUUCUCGGAAUUUAGUCAGCGAUUUGAGUCAUGUCCGAGAUCUGGACAACGUUCUCUUCUUCAAUACAUUGUUCCUUGGCUGGGAAAUAUUGAGUUGGUUGAUGUAUAUUCUCGUGGACAGACAUCAACUCUUCGAGAAACAGUCAGUUUAGAAAUCAAUGCUAACCUGUUAGUAACACCGGGUAGCGGAACCAGACUGAUUGGAAGUGGAUGGGGAUCCAUUACAGGAAGUCAACUUGUCUUGAAUAACUUAUUCUACAUCACUGCUAAACAUGGAAAUGAUGAUUUUGUGAAAGAAGUUGAAUUAUUGUGGGCCAGUCUGUGUGCAUGGGAGCAAAAUAUUAGUUCAAUUCUUAAAUAUCUGGUUUCUUUGGCCGGUCAAAGUGGCAGCUCAACUCUGUUAUCUCAUGCAAAACAAGUUGUUGUGUAUCUUGGGAGAGCACAUCCAAAAGCAAUUGUGGCCGAACUGAUGAAAGAAAUGCAGUCUGUUGAGGUUUUAAGUGCCACCAUUGAGAAGAAAGUCAGUCCUCCGUUUUACAAGGUAGUUCGAGCACCUUCUAGUGCAGGUCAGAGUAAGGACACAAGUCAAGCUAGUCAUGAUCCUCAGUCUAUAAGAAGACGUGAUCGGACUGGUGACUCUCCAAGUGAAGAUACCCUAACAAAUAAAGUUGGGUCUUCUACUUGUGUGGAAUCUGCUUCGUAUAAAGAAAUCAAUGUUGAUAAUCCACGCUCUUGUGAAGAAGACUGGGCAGCAUGUUGGAUCACAAAAGUUCAAACUUCUGAUGGAAAUCCAGUACCUCUUCCUGUUCCUCCUGGUGGUGGGUAUUACUGUCCAUUAGUUGAUAUGAUGCCAUUAUCUUCACAACCAACACCGCUACAUCGUUGCAAUUUUGCUUUGAUGUUGCUGACAGAACUUGUAGUUGAUCGAGCCGACGUCAGCUGGGCUACGCAUUUGCCUCUUUUGUUGCAUGUCUUGUUUCUUGGACUGGAUCAUGUCAAACCUCUUGUGUAUGAACAUUGUAAAAGAUUGCUGACUAAUCUUGUGCUGGUUUUGGCAUGCAAAUCAGAUAAUAGGCAUGACAUUGCUGCAAUGCAGGCGUCAGGCUUGCACAGUCCAUCUGAUUCUAGUCUUGCUGGUGACUCACAGCACCAACAGUCACUUUCAUUUUCUCCUAUUGCCAUAGACAAGUCUUACACACCCAUGGUUGCUCUACCAGUGUCAGAGUCACCUACCCCACCAACUCUUUGCAGCAAUUACAGCAGUGCAUCUACUCUUCAUCAGAACGAGCAAAGUACAUUGUCAAUAGACAGAGAUUUUACAGAAGGCGAUGAACGCCAAAAUGCCAACCCUGAACCGAAGGCUACUCGACCAUUAACUCAAGAAGAAGAAAUUGAGCUGCAAGCGAGAUUGCUGAUAGAAUUUGUCACUACCAGAGAUCGGCACAAGCCACUGUGGCCUUAUGAGGAGAUUACAACUCGUGCUACUAGUAUCAAAAGCACAGCUCAUCUUGAGGCGCUUCUCAGUCGUGUCCUGACUGUUUUUUCUUGUCUACCAGGCAGUGAUGUGCGACGUCGAUGGGCAAAAGUGGCAUUGCAGUGGGCAACGUCAUGCUCUUCUCGCCAUUAUGCUGGACGGUCUUUCCAGAUUUGUCGCGCUCUUCGACUGCCGUUGUCCUGGUCGAUGCUAGUUGAUAUUUUGUCUCGAUUAGUCGAUUCAGUUGGUGAUCCAAGUCCAGAUGUUCAAGGUUAUGUGAUGGAGAUUCUACUUACGCUUGCGAGUGCGGUGGAUAACGGGGUAGGAGAAAUCAAGUACCUAGACGAUGGAGUAGGAGACAAUGAAGAAAACCACACUCACUAUGAUGGCUCGGUAGCUUCUGUUCGACGUUCCCGUCAUUCUUCACGAAACCAACGAGAUUCGAGUGUGGUUGCUACCAAUGGAUCUGGCCAAUCGUCUCCAGCGAAACGAAUAGCUAAUAGACGAUCUCCUCAACUUCUCGAACCUUCACUCAUUAAUAAGUCGAUGAGACGUUCUGCGUCUACGAGCUUUGAAUCGUUUGUACGCAAGGAAGAACCAACUUUCAGUUCUAUGAAGCCUCGACCUCGCAGUCUUGUGAAGCAACGCACACCAGAAUACGCAGACAACGAGGCAGAGUUAGUGGCCGCGUUCAAAAACGUCAUCACCGACAAUCCUGAUCUAGGCGGCAACGUCAGUCGGUUGCGGGCAAAGUUUAGCGCGUCUCCCAAUGUGCCACAAGCAAUGUCUUGUAACGAAACGGAGGGACAAGAAAACGAGCACGAAGUGAACAAUAGAGGGAGACCUCAGACGUCGAGUCCUGGUGAAUUCCGAGAUCUUCUCUCCAAACUAUUUUGGGUGGCAUCGGCUGUACUCUAUUCUGACUACGAGCACGAAUUUCUAAUGGCUGUUAGAUUGAUGAACAAGGUAUUAGACAUGCUGUCUGCUGAUGAUCCAGAUGAUAUGACUCACCUCGAAGCAGUUUUGCGUGAACUGGAGUGGGUCAAUUUUCCUGGUGUGCAAUGUCUGCUAAUAAAGGGUCUUACUUCGUCGGCGACGUCCGAAACGACGAUCCACUUGCUUGCCAGGCUGACUCCUAUCGCCAAUCAUCACGUAUUUACAGCCUACCCGUUUCUAGGAUUUCCAAUCAACGUUACGUGUUUGCUUCUUCACUUGGGAUAUCGCUUUGCAAAUCGCGACCAUUUCUGCAAUCAAGUAGCGGAAACAAUCGAACACGUGUGUUUGUCUGACUUAUCACUGCCACGUUUGGAUCGAUUAUUCCAGCUCUACCGUGAAGGGUCAUACGAAAGGACGAGUAAUGCGUGGAUAUCGAACAUCUGCAAAUACUUGAAAGACGCUUAUUGUGAUAAGCAGUUUCACGUCUUGAUGAUACCAUUUCUGGCCGAAGUACUGGAGUUUGGACCGCACGUGUACCAGAAGAGCGUUCUACAGGUUUUAGGAGUACUCGGUAGGCCGAGAAAUCUGUCUUCCGAAACAGCUCAGAAGCUCAAUAAUCUCAUGCAACGCAUUGUGGCUCGGUUUGCGAAGACGGAUUUGUGGGAGGAUGCUAUUACGAUAUUGAAGCAAUCUAUUGCAAGCUCUGCCAAGUUGCCUCCCAAGCCGACUUCGGAACCAACACCCGAAUUCAUAGCUAGCACGCCGUGGUCUGUGGAUGCACAGUCGCCGAAGAGGGAGCGUCUUCCUGGUCCUACACUUGACGUGACGGUAGAGUUAAGUCGUAGCGGAUUCGUUCGUGAUGCCAAGGGUACUGCAGUCACUGAAGCAAAUGCGGAUGGCUCUAUUCCAUGGAAGAAGCCACAGCAGUCUCAGAGACGAACUCGGGAAAAAAUCGGGGCGGUUUUGAAGACCUGUGGACAUCAGAGUGGUCUACUUCAUAGUUCUUCUGUCGUCUUCAGUGAUGAUUUAAGUCCAGAACGUCAAGCAGUGUACUCAUCGUCGGAAGAAGCGUCGGUACAAGAUCUUUUACCAGGAACAGGACCGAAGACACAAAAUGAAACCGGAGAAGAAGGAGACGCUCCAGAAGAAAUAAUGGGAAUCUUAACCACUGAGUUUGAUUUCUUGGAUGAUGAACUAGAUCAACAGGUCGAUUUAGCUCGUCUUGACAACCCGUUUGGAUUUACCUUGAGGAGACGCUCAAUGGAAGACUUAGAAGAAAUUGGAAGAUCUAGUCUCGCCAACAGUACAAUCAAGUCUGGUAGCGUACCCAGCUUAAAACGCGCUGUUGAAAUGGAAGACAGCGACAGGAAGGUGAUCAUGCUGAGCGCUAGUGAUCGAUUCGACAGCGACACCAUAUCUCAGAUGUCGACAGACGACAGAGAGAAACCGGAAUCAACAAAUGCUGCUGUUUCCAGUGUCGAGUCGUCGUUGGACAUAGAAGACGCACAGCCUACGUACCAAAGACUAGUAAUCAGCGAUCCCACCUACCAACGAUCAUUAGACGACCGGCAGCAUCAGUCCUCACUAGACGAUAGUCUACCGUCUUGCCAAGAAACAUUAUUGGACGACAGCCAGUCGAGUUACCGUCAGCCGUUGGCGUCCGAAUUCGUAUCCGUAGCGAGUGAAGAAGUUGAAUCUCAGUGGCGUGCUCACGUUUCAACGGUACUGACCGAUACAACGGGAGCGGCAGCAGUCAAUACCUACCAUCUGUUUGCUCAAUUAUUCAAGACGACGAGGAGACGCGUCGUAAAGCUAACGAAAGAGUCUUGCGGUCUUUUGACUGAGAACUGGGGGAACGUGACAUCGAAUUUCUUGACGGUUGUUGAUAUUCUCAACUCUGAGGUAGAGUUGCCGCAUGUCUACACGGACACGGAUGCGAUUGCGAAAGCCAGACUUCUGGAGCGGCACAAGUUCCACGUGAUGGAGAUUAAUGAGAAUUUCAACAUGUACGUUCAACAACGUGACUCUGUAAUGGGGCAAGUUGAGAAUAUCAAAGUGUCUCUUCGACGAAUGUCCGUCGCGUCAGCCGACGGAUCCCCUUCUAAUGCUGCUCAAAUGAAGGAACUCUCACUGUGUCGUUCGCUGUACAAACUGCAUUUCUUACUGGUUGUGUUGCUGCAAAGUUAUGGUAACUUGCUGUUACUUGUUACGUCAGCCAAAGACAAUCCUCAGGUUACCGACAUGUCGUCCGAAUUCACUGACGUUCAGUCAUCAUUGCGGAUGGCCGCAUCUGCCUGCGAGUGGCUCGCCGGUGCCGAGGCAACAAUACCGACGUCGGCUGCUUAUCUAGAUCCGUUUACUAUUAGUCUACCGGCUGCAGUGCACACGUUACAAGAACACGUUAAACACAACGAAUGCAUUCAGGCUGUCAAACUGCUACGAAUGUUUCGUCGCAAAUGGAAAGACGGGUCGGUUGGAUUGUCGGCGGAUGACGAUGUGGAUGUGUUGCUAUCGGUGUAUGCAAGAUACAAAUCUGAGAGACGUUCAGGUGUUCUUAUUAUUACCGAUAUCGCACGGAAACUUCCAGCCGCUUGUAAUAAGCUGAUGGAGGCAAACAUGAUGUUGUUUAUGUCUCUAAAUCGCUCCGAAUGUGAUUGACUCCCAAAUGAUGGUAUUUUCUAAGUGGAGGUGGAUAUUUUGAUAACUGUACAGUAAGUAGUCAUAUAUACAAAUGGCAGUAGGUUGUAUUAGCUAUCUAGAUCUAUACAUUGCAGCGAUUUACUUUAAACUGGAUUUUUCGUUCGCUAA